AUGUUCCGCUCGGCCAAAAUCUCGUCCGUCCGUCUGAAGUCUCGGCCAAAGUCCAAAACCGUCGGCCGAUCACGCAUCACGACCCGGGAAACUAAGCCCGCGGUCGGCCAAGCCACAACCGCUCACGCCACGCCGCGCACGACCAAAGCGCGCGAGCCGGGAACAAGCCUCGCGGCCGCGCAACCUCACUCGCGUACCACGGCCGAUGCGCGUCCGAGCCGGGAAACUACGUCCCGCGUCCGGCCGAGAAUUCAUCGGCCAAAUCUCAUCCGUCCGACCACGCGGCCGACCACGAAUCCGUCCGCCCGACCGUUCCGACUCGGCCACGACCCGAUCUGUCCGGCCGAUCGUCCCGACCGACCGUCCCAACGCCGCGGUCGACCCGAAGCCCUUUUGAAGCCCAAACUUUCAUAUUUUCAAGCCCGGCUUAACCCUAGCCGCCUCUAA
Microthlaspi erraticum is the source of this 447-nucleotide messenger RNA. The record is from the annotation of a GenBank genome assembly. NCBI's taxonomy places the organism in Eukaryota, Viridiplantae, Streptophyta, Magnoliopsida, Brassicales, Brassicaceae.